Cucurbita moschata (crookneck pumpkin) is the source of this 2542-nucleotide messenger RNA. Its product is annotated as sucrose transport protein SUC3-like. Gene Ontology annotation, biological process: transmembrane transport. Gene Ontology annotation, cellular component: membrane. The transcript has 14 exons. Gene Ontology annotation, molecular function: sucrose:proton symporter activity. The record is from RefSeq and is a predicted model, not a curated record. Lineage: Eukaryota; Viridiplantae; Streptophyta; Magnoliopsida; Cucurbitales; Cucurbitaceae. The coding region runs from base 322 to 2136 and encodes 604 amino acids.
GUAGAAAUUUCAUGAAUUAAGUAUGAAUUCAAAGUUCCUUUCUGAAGAAAGUAGUGUUCAUUCAAAGUUUCAAAACUCGAUUUUCUUAGACCCCAACAUCUCGCGCCGUGUGAUUAAAGGCGAUAGAAUUGUUGUGCUUCUGUAAUGGCGGUGGAUUUCAACUGCAGCCACAGAUUCGUCGUUCAUUCCAUUACAUUUCAUCCAUCUGCGAUUCCUUAAUCUGUACUCUGUUCCUCUUGUAACCGCAACUGUGAUAGGAUCUCCAUUGGAAGCUUUAGAUCGGUGGGGCGAUUUUGCCCUUGCAGUUGAUUAGCUCGAGCCAUGGCGGCGAAGCCCAACUCGGUUUCCUUCAGGGUUCCGUACAGGAACAUCCAUGAUGCAGAAGUGGAGAUGGUGGCUGUCGAUGAACAGCAGCUUCAAGGGAUCGAUCUCAAUUCUCCUCCUUCUGAUGGAUUUCCUAAUGGAAGCCCAGACAGUUCAUCGUCAGCGCCUCAUGUUAGAUCUACGCCCAAUAGUUUGAUUAUCUUAAUUCUCAGUUGUACUAUCGCUGCCGGUGUUCAAUUUGGUUGGGCAUUACAGCUUUCCCUACUAACGCCAUAUAUUCAGACACUCGGAAUUGAGCAUGCGUUUUCUUCGUUUAUUUGGCUUUGCGGUCCCAUCACUGGGCUCGUGGUUCAACCAUGUGUCGGUAUAUGGAGUGAUAAGUGUUCUUCAAAAUAUGGAAGGAGGCGUCCCUUUAUUCUUGCUGGGUCUUUAAUGAUAGCAGUUGCUGUGGUGUUGAUUGGAUUUUCUGCUGACGUUGGAUAUAUACUAGGAGACACGAACGAACACUGCAGUGUAUACAAAGGUACACGAAUGAGGGCGGCUAUUAUAUUUGUAAUAGGCUUUUGGUUGCUUGAUCUUGCAAACAAUACGGUGCAGGGUCCUGCUCGUGCUCUUCUAGCUGAUUUGUCAGGUCCUGAUCAACACAAUAUUGCAAAUGCGGUAUUUUGUUCAUGGAUGGCUGUCGGUAAUAUCCUAGGUUUUUCGGCAGGAGCUAACGGAAACUGGCACAAAUGGUUUCCUUUCCUUUUGAGUAAUGCUUGCUGUGAAGCCUGUGCGAACCUUAAGGCAGCAUUUCUUGUUGCUGUGCUUUUUCUAACCAUAUGUACUCUUGUUACCAUAUAUUUUGCCGACGAAGUUCCACUUACUGCUGUAGAUCAACCGCCACGUUUAUCAGAUUCUGCUCCUCUGUUGAACGGGAAUGAACAAAAUUGUCCUGAUAUUUUAAAACCAGAACUUAACAGUUUGAAUGGGAGCAAUGUUGAGUAUGGAUAUCAAGAAAAUAGGAAUUUGAAAGAUUCAAAAUCAAAAAUUGAGGAGAAUCACAGCGAAGGGUAUUAUGAUGGUCCUGCAACAGUGGUAGUUAAAUUAUUGACCAGUUUAAGACAUUUACCACCGGCCAUGCAUUCAGUGCUUCUUGUGAUGGCUCUUAGCUGGUUAUCCUGGUUUCCCUUCUUCUUAUUUGACACGGAUUGGAUGGGAAGGGAAGUGAACCAUGGGGACCCAAAAGGCAGUUUGACUGACAAACAGGUUUAUGAUCAGGGUGUCAGAGAAGGUGCAUUUGGUUUGCUCUUGAAUUCUGUUGUUCUUGGUAUCAGUUCUUUCUUUAUAGAGCCAAUGUGUCAGCGAAUGGGAGCAAGACUUGUCUGGGCAAUGAGCAACUUUAUGGUGUUUGCAUGCAUGACGGCAACUACUAUUAUCAGUUUAAUAUCCGUCAGUCAGUACUCUGAAGGAGUCGAGCACGUUAUCGGGGGAAAUUCAUCAAUAAAAAAUGCUGCCUUGGCUGUUUUUACUCUUCUUGGUUUUCCACUCGCUAUAACAUAUAGUGUUCCCUUCUCUUUGACAGCAGAAUUGACGGCUGAUUCUGGUGGUGGGCAAGGAUUGGCUAUAGGUGUUCUCAAUCUUGCAGUUGUUAUUCCCCAGAUGAUUGUAUCCCUGGGAGCUGGGCCAUGGGAUGCAUUAUUCAAUGGAGGAAACAUUCCUGCAUUUGCUUUGGCGUCUAUAUGUGCUCUCGCGGCUGGAAUUGUUGCAGUUCUUAGAUUGCCUAAUCAAACCAACCGCUCUUUCAAAUCCACAGGUUUUCAUUUUGGUUAGAAACACUGCAUCCAUCAUAGUUUUGAAACCAACUAGAAGAGUAUGCAUAUGAUCUCUGGCAGUGAACCAAAUAAUUCCUGGAGUAGCUCUUAGAAGCCUGGAUGAUCUCAUAGUACCGUAUACCUUCAUUUAAACUAUAUGCAUUCAGUAUUCAUAUUCAUUGAUUUUUUCUUCCCAGAUCUGUGGGUAUCUAUACCAUAGGUAGUGUAAAUUUUCGGUUCCUAAGACGAAUAAUGAAAAUGUUUCAGUUCCAUGUUUAUGUUACGAUAAACAUGAUUUGUUAUAGAGUGUUGUAUAAUCAAUCAUAUACUUAAUAAGCAUUCCUUGGUGUUUUGAUGUUAUUGCAUUGUGGCACAAGGGUUGACUGUGGAUGCACGCUUGAAAUGUAGCUUGAAAGUUUGUUAAA